This is a messenger RNA of Anopheles moucheti, 3430 nucleotides long. RefSeq names its product histone deacetylase HDAC1 (gene HDAC1). The record is from RefSeq and is a predicted model, not a curated record. Gene Ontology annotation, molecular function: histone deacetylase activity. Bases 86 to 1564 code for a protein of 492 amino acids. Lineage: Eukaryota; Metazoa; Arthropoda; Insecta; Diptera; Culicidae. The transcript is spliced from 5 exons.
UUUGUGGUUAAGUCCUGUCCGCAAAGCAUCACUUCGACUGGACGCCUUAAAACGCGCGAGUUUUCUUGAGCAGAAGCAGUAAAUAAUGCAGUCACACAGCAAGAAACGUGUUUGCUACUACUACGACAGUGAUAUUGGAAACUAUUACUAUGGCCAGGGACAUCCGAUGAAACCGCACCGCAUACGCAUGACGCACAACCUGCUGCUCAAUUAUGGCUUGUACCGGAAGAUGGAAAUUUAUCGACCACACAAAGCUACGGCGGACGAGAUGACAAAGUUCCACUCGGACGACUACAUCCGGUUCCUACGAUCGAUCCGUCCGGAUAAUAUGUCCGAGUACAACAAGCACAUGCAGCGAUUUAACGUCGGUGAAGAUUGUCCCGUGUUUGAUGGAUUGUACGAGUUUUGUCAGCUGUCGGCAGGCGGUUCCGUAGCCGCCGCAGUUAAGCUGAACAAACAGGCGUCAGAAAUUUGCAUCAACUGGGGCGGUGGGUUGCACCACGCGAAGAAGUCGGAAGCGUCCGGCUUUUGCUACGUAAACGACAUCGUGCUCGGUAUUCUGGAGCUACUGAAGUACCACCAACGGGUGCUGUACAUCGACAUUGACGUACACCAUGGGGACGGCGUGGAGGAAGCAUUCUACACGACCGAUCGCGUCAUGACGGUGAGUUUCCACAAAUACGGUGAAUACUUCCCCGGUACGGGCGAUCUGCGGGACAUUGGAGCCGGACGGGGCAAAUACUACGCGGUGAACAUACCGCUCCGGGACGGAAUGGACGAUGAGUCGUACGAUUCGAUCUUUGUACCGAUCAUCUCGAAGGUGAUGGAAACGUUCCAACCGUCAGCGGUGGUACUCCAGUGCGGUGCAGAUUCCCUAACCGGCGAUCGGCUCGGUUGCUUCAAUCUCACCGUGAAGGGACACGGCAAGUGCGUAGAGUUUGUGAAAAAGUACAACCUACCGUUCCUGAUGGUCGGCGGUGGAGGGUACACGAUCCGUAACGUGUCCCGCUGCUGGACGUACGAAACGUCGGUUGCGCUAGGGGUGGAGAUUGCCAACGAACUGCCGUACAACGAUUAUUUCGAGUACUUUGGGCCAGACUUUAAGUUGCACAUCAGCCCAAGCAACAUGUCCAACCAGAACACGACCGAAUACCUCGAGAAGAUAAAGAACCGGUUGUUUGAGAAUUUGCGCAUGUUGCCGCAUGCACCGGGUGUGCAGGUGCAACCGAUCCCGGAGGAUGCGAUCAACGAUGAGUCGGAGGACGAGGAUAAGGUAGAUAAGGACGAACGGCUGCCGCAACAGGACAAGGACAAGCGGAUAGUACCGGAUAAUGAGUUUUCUGACUCGGAAGAUGAAGGUGAAGGCGGCCGGAGGGAUAAUCGAUCGUUCAAGGGACAACAGGGUGCACAACAGCAGUCCCGCAAGAGGCCACGCAUCGAAAAGGAUGGCAAGACGGAGGACGUGAAGGAUGAAAAGGAAGCGAAAAUGGACACUAGUGGCGACAAGGAGGAAACCAAAGCGGCUGAAGAACCGGCCAAGAAGGAAACGACGGGCGUUGCAUGAUCCACGCUGUCAUCGUUUCGCAAACAGCAGCAGCAGCAACCUCCACAAUCGUAACUAAAUCCGUACAGGCCGUCUCGUUUUUUUCUCGCGCAUCGGAGCUAAAUGUCCUUAACACAUUAAUGUGUGCGCCCCCAAAAAGUGAACUACCUUUCGCGCAGUUGUCCAUGCGGGACCGAUAGAUAGAGUGCUAAAUCCGGCGGAAAAAGCACAUCGUAAGGAAAAGGCGUAUUUUAUUCGCUUCACCAAACUCCGGAAUAGGUUUUAAUGGUUUGGGUGACACGAACACACCUACACAGAGAGAUGUCGGUAAAAUGUGUUAUCCUAGAGUAUGCUGCAAGAGACGCAGAGGUGUAAAGAUGCCGUACACAAUUGUAUUCUACUGAUCUCAGGAAGGAUUAUAAAGAAAAUAGCCACAUACACAAUAGCCACCAGGAAAAGAUUAGUGUUUCCCAUAACUGAACAAGAAAGCAAAACAACAAACCCGUAACAAACUAACUCAUUUUAGAUGCUGAAGAAAGUACCAACCUGGUGUUAUACGACCCAAACAGGGGGAGAAUAAAAUUGACAUAGAAUAGAACGAGUUUAGGGACGGCUCGGUGGUGUAUUGGUAGCGGCACCGGCUCUUCACACGACUGACUAGUCCAAAUUCCCAUUCAGACCACAGAUCCUCCGUACGCAGGACUGACUAUCCGGAUACGUACUCAAAAUAAGUCUAGUAAACCAGAAAUGGCGGGCAUGACCACGCCCUAGUAGGUCGUUACGCCAAGAAGAAGAACAACGAGAGUUACAAUACCACGUACAAUACCAAAUCCACUUUCCGACAUCAAAUUCGUGGAUGUAAAAGGUGGUGUUAAACACACACAAAAACAGUAAAUAAGAAGCAAAUUUAUGUUUGAUAAACAGUCAGGAACAAGGUAAAAGCUGUUCCUGUGGGAAAAAAUUGUUAGCAGUCAAAGAGAACCGCUUAAAAUAAGGACCGUUACAAUAUACCCCAGUUCAAUUCAUCAUAAUAUUCAUAAUCUACCGUUUCUUUGAAUACGCCUUCCAAAGGAACCUUCUGAUUACGAUCAAAAGAUUUCCCAAUAUCCCGUAGUGAUAUUGAUUUUCAUCUGAAAAGUGGUUGGUAGGACACAUCAAAACCGAAACGUACAAUUUUCAGUUGCAUUAUUGCAUUUUGCCGCUCGCGUACUACUCACAAAAGGCAUUAAGAAUUAAUAUACACGGGACGAAUAAAAUCAAUCGGGGUUUCGGUCUUCUUUUCCUGCUGGAGCCAAUAAUUCGCUGUUCAGAAUUCUGUGCUAAAAGUAGUAAACAAACAAAACAGGAAGACAGGAAACAAAAAUCGCGCAUUGCGUGUUGCUACGUAUCAUAUGAAUAAGCGCAACGAGGAGGAGGUGGCCGUGUGACAGUGACGUGUCACAAAUAACUAAUGGAAUUAAACGUUUUAAAAGCACAGGCGGAGGAAUCCCACAAACCGUGUUAAAGAAGUUAAUCCUGCUCCGGACAAUCGGCUAACAGGGUGUAGCCGAAAAAGUUAUUAAAAUUUUACUUAAACGACCUACCAGUGUCAGGUAAUGUCUGCUUGAACAGACUUAUCCAUAGUAUUUUUUUUUUAAAUAAAUGUUCAAUCUCAAACUUUGCCGAUUGUCAAGAGUACGGAUAAGGUUCAUGGUUUGUUAGGAAUCUAUGAAAAAAUAAACUAUCAGAUUAGGAUAUAAAGAUAAUAAAAUAUCAAAUUCGAGUAAUGGCGCGUGCAGAUGAUGUUGCAACCUGUUGUAACACCGUGAAAGACACGAGAUUGUCCUAUGGUUGGAUGGGUGCAAGAGAGAUAAUUAAGUAUUACCAAGUAAAUACAACAAGGAAAAC